AUGGAGCGAGUUCAUUUUCUGCGCUGACCUUAUUCUCCUCUUCUCUCCUCCCGCUUGCUUUCCUAAAGAACGGGACCGAGAUCGACAGAGGAGAGAGAUAGGGAGACCGCUUUGAAGAUCUGCAUCCACGGGAGAUGCCCCCGAAGAGCGUGCUGCUGCCGGUGUCAGAUCCGCCGCCGCCGUCAUUACGGGGCGUGGAUGACAGCGCCCCCGUUUUCCGAGGAUCGGCCAUGACCAAGCGGGGUGCCUUUGCAGCCAUCUCCUACAUGUCCUGCGCAGUUCUUCUAAUUAUGUUCAAUAAAGCAGCUCUAUCUUCAUAUAAUUUCCCUUCUGCUAAUGUUAUUACUCUUUUCCAGAUGAUCAGUUCAACAUGCCUUCUUUACGCAAUGAGGCGAAGGAGAAUUAUUUCUUUUGCAAAUGGUGAAUCACAUAAAUCAGGCUUUGUGCCACUUCAAACCAUGUUGCAUACACUUCCUCUGUCUAUUGCAUACUUACUUUACAUGCUGGCUACAAUGGAAUCUGUACGUGGAGUAAAUGUUCCAAUGUAUACCACACUUAGACGUACAACUGUUGUAUUUACAAUGAUUGUGGAGUACCUAUUGACUAGGCAAAAAUAUACAUAUCCCGUAAUUGGAAGUGUUGUGAUGAUUGUCCUUGGAGCAUUUGUUGCUGGAGCUCGAGACCUAUCCUUUGAUUUUUAUGGCUAUGGCAUGGUCUUCAUUGCUAACAUGGCAACUGCAAUUUAUCUAGCAACGAUAAACCGCGUUGGAAAAUCCAGUGGACUAAACAGCUUUGGGCUCAUGUGGUGUAAUGGAAUUGUAUGCGGGCCAGUAUUGUUAUUCGGGACAUAUCUUCAUGGUGAUUUGGAGCUUACAAUGAAUUUUCCCUAUCUUUAUUCGCUUGGUUUUCAGGUUGUGAUGAUAUUUUCCUGUAUCUUGGCAUUUUUAUUGAACUACUGCAUUUUCUUGAACACAACCUUGAACUCUGCUUUGACACAAACAAUGUGCGGCAAUCUGAAGGAUCUGUUUACCAUAGGACUUGGCUGGUUGUUAUUUGGUGGUCUUCCAUUCGAUACGUUGAAUGUUAUUGGCCAAGCUCUUGGGUUCGUGGGCUCUGGAUUUUAUGCGUAUUGCAAAAUCAAGGGGAAGUAGAAUCUCAUUGGCAAAAUGGGCUCUGAAUUUGCAAUGGAGUUCUGAAGAUCUAACAAGUCUCACCCAUGCAACUUAAAUUCAAGUAAUCCUUGUUUGCACUAAUUUUCAAUGGCAGGCCCGAACCUUUCGUGUAUGUUUCUCCUGAUCCACUUGAUAUAUGGUAGUAUUGGAUCCCAAAGAUAUAUAUACUACUUGCAUAGGUUCCAGGAUCUCAUUAGUUGUGCAGGUUUUGUUCUUGAACAAUGUUAAAUCCUUCAUAAUGUAGACCUCCUAUUACAAUUCCUAUUAUAAUUUAUAGGCGAUUGUGGAUUUUUCGUUUGUGUA
Zingiber officinale is the source of this 1475-nucleotide messenger RNA. RefSeq names its product UDP-N-acetylglucosamine transporter UGNT1-like. The record is from RefSeq and is a predicted model, not a curated record. Gene Ontology annotation, molecular function: GDP-fucose transmembrane transporter activity; antiporter activity. NCBI's taxonomy places the organism in Eukaryota, Viridiplantae, Streptophyta, Magnoliopsida, Zingiberales, Zingiberaceae. The transcript has 10 exons. Gene Ontology annotation, cellular component: Golgi apparatus. The coding region runs from base 135 to 1151 and encodes 338 amino acids.